Messenger RNA from Passer montanus (Eurasian tree sparrow), 4303 nucleotides. It is a transcript of the gene RBL1, whose product is annotated as RB transcriptional corepressor like 1. Gene Ontology annotation, biological process: cell differentiation; negative regulation of G1/S transition of mitotic cell cycle; regulation of transcription by RNA polymerase II. Gene Ontology annotation, cellular component: chromatin; transcription regulator complex; nucleus. NCBI's taxonomy places the organism in Eukaryota, Metazoa, Chordata, Aves, Passeriformes, Passeridae. The transcript is spliced from 21 exons. Gene Ontology annotation, molecular function: RNA polymerase II transcription regulatory region sequence-specific DNA binding. The record is from RefSeq and is a predicted model, not a curated record. Bases 134 to 3100 code for a protein of 988 amino acids.
GGCGCCGCGGGGCGCGGCGCUGCCCCGGUGACCGCGGCGCCCGUGCCCGCAGGGCGAGGCGCUGCACUGGCUGGCCUGCGCGCUGUACGUCGCCUGCCGCCGGAGCCGCGUGCCCACCGUGGGGAGCAGCCCGAUGGAGGGGAACGGCGUCUCCCUGACCCGCAUCCUGCGCUCCGCACGCCUCAGCUUAAUUCAGUUUUUUAGCAAAAUGAAGAAGUGGAUGGACAUGUCAAACCUUCCCCAGGAAUUCCGAGAGCGAGUUGAGAGGCUGGAGAGAAAUUUUGAAGUGUCAACCGUGAUUUUCAAAAAGUUUGAACCAAUAUUUUUUGAUAUAUUUCAAAACCCUUAUGAAGAAAGUUCCAAACCGCAUCGAAGCCGGAAGCAGAGGCGGGUGCCAUGCAGCGUCAAAGAUCUCUUCAACUUCUGCUGGACUCUCUUUGUGUACACUAAGGGUAAUUUCCGUAUGAUUGGAGAUGAUUUAGUAAAUUCCUAUCAUUUACUUCUGUGCUGCUUGGACCUGAUUUUUGCCAAUGCCCUUCUGUGUCCAAACAGAAGAGAUUUGCUAAAUCCAUCGUUUAAAGGCUUACCAGUGGAGUUCCACACUCUGGAGAUCAAAGCCUCCAAGGAGCCUCCCUGCAUCAUUGCCAUGCUCUGCGAGCUGCACGACGGGCUCCUUGUGGAAGCGAAGGGCAUAAAGGAGCACUACUUCAAACCAUACAUUGCAAAGCUGUUUGACAGAAAGAUCUUAAAAGGAGAUUGUCUGUUGGAUCUUUGCAACUUUACAGAAAAUAGCAAAGCACUGAAUAAAGAGUAUGAAGAGUAUGUUCUCACUGUGGGUGACUUUGAUGAGAGAGUUUUCCUGGGAGCUGAUGCUGAAGAAGAAAUUGGCACUCGAAAGUUCUCUGCAGAUGUGCCAGGAGAGAAAACAACAGCAAGAGCUCACAUGGAGUGUCAUCUGCAGCAGCAUUUUGAAAAGAAAAGGUCAUUUGCACCUUCAACUCCACUGACUGGCAGAAGAUACCUGCGAGAAAAGGAAACUGCCAUCACUCCAGUGGCUUCAGCCACACAGAGUGUGAGCCGUUUGCAGAGCAUGGUGGCUGGGUUGAAAAAUGCACCUAGUGAACAACUUACAGCUAUUUUUGAGUCUUGUGCCCGCAGCCCCUUGGAAAGCAUCAUGAGCAGAGUGAAGGAAAUCGGUGAGACAUUCUGUUGCCACUACACUCAGUCAACAGAUGAGCAGCCAGGAUCUCACAUAGAUUUUGCUGUAAACAGAUUAAAACUGGCAGAGAUCUUGUACUAUAAAAUCUUGGAGACCAUAAUGGUGCAAGAAACACGGAGACUGCAUGGGAAGGAUCUGACUGCUCUCCUGGAACAGGAUCUCUUCCACCGCUCCCUGCUGGCGUGCUGCUUGGAGAUUGUGCUCUUUGCUUACAGCUCCCCUCGCACCUUCCCCUGGAUCAUUGAAGUUCUUGACCUCAGGCCAUUCUAUUUCUAUAAGGUUAUUGAAGUGCUGAUUCGCUCUGAGGAAGGACUUUCCAGAGACAUGGUGAAGCACCUCAAUAGCAUCGAGGAACAGAUUCUGGAGAGUCUGGCCUGGACUCGGAACUCAGCACUGUGGAAUGCACUCGAGGCCUCAGAAAACAAAGUCCCAACCUGUGAAGAAGUAAUAUUUCCCAGUAAUUUUGAGGCCAGCAAUGGAGGAAGUGGCUUUGGGCACUUGCCCAUGAUGCCAUUAUCUCCCAUAAUUCAUCCUCGAGUGAAAGAGGUUCGGACAGAUCUUGGUGGGAGUUUAAGACGAGACAUGCAGCCAUUGUCUCCAAUCUCCGUUCACGAGCGCUACAGCUCUCCUACAGCUGGAAGUGCUAAGAGAAGGCUCUUUGGAGAUGACAGCCCCAAAGAAAUGCAGAUGGAAAAAAUCUUAACGAAAGGAACUAAGCUGACAAUUGCUCCAGCAUCAAGCAUUGGUGCUGAAAACAUGUCAUCAUCUCCUGCCCAGACAAUGCUGACGAUGACAACCACUACAGUACCAGGACAAGCAGGACAGAAGGUCACUAUCCCACUGCAUGGCAUUGCAAAUGACAUGGGUGGAAUCACCUUGAUCCCCAUUUCGAUUAAUUUAGGCCAGCCAUGUAAAGUGGAUGCUCAGGCUCCCUGCCACCCUCCUGGGAACCAGGCACAAGAAGUGCAGCUGCCAGCGGCCAGUAAACCGAAGAGAACGGGCUCCUUGGCACUGUUCUACAGGAAGGUGUAUCAUCUGGCAAGCGUGCGCUUGCGUGAUCUGUGCUUGAAACUGGAUGUUUCCAAUGACCUGCGCAGGAAGAUAUGGACAUGUUUUGAAUUCACAUUGGUUCAUUGUGCUGAUCUUAUGAAAGACAGGCAUUUGGACCAGCUCCUUCUCUGUGCUUUUUAUAUCAUGGCAAAGGUAACCAAAGAGGAAAGAACUUUUCAGGACAUAAUGAAAAGUUACAGAAAUCAGCCACAGGCAAACAGCCAUGUUUAUAGGAGUGUCUUGUUGAGAAGUACAUCUGAUGAUGGUCCAUUGGACAAAAAUGCAAACCCAGAUAUGGAGAUGACAGAAGACUCAUCUGUGAAAGCUGGCAGCUCCUUGGGACAAUCUGCAGCAGAGAACUCGAGUGGGUCACAAACAGAGGAGAGAGGAGACCUUAUUAAAUUUUACAACGCAGUCUACGUAGGAAGAGUAAAGUCAUUUGCACUGAAGUACGAUAUCACAAACCAGGAUCAUGUGACGUGUGCUGUGUUGCAGAUGGAGGCGCCUGCGCUGUCGCCGUUCCCCAGCCUCCGGCAGCAGGCGGCGUCCCCGCGGCGCGUCUGGCAGCAGCACUGCGUGUACGUGUCGCCCCACAAGAACGGCGCCUGCCUCACGCCGCGCUCCGCCCUGCUCUACAGGUUCAACGGCAGCCCCUCCAAGAGUUUGAAGGACAUCAACAAUAUGAUAAAACAAGGUGAACAUAGGAGUAAGAAGCGAGCAAUAACAAUUGACAGUGACACCGAAUCCCCCUCAAAGCGACUCUGCCAGGAGAAUGAUGAUGUUCUACUAAAACGUCUGCAGGAUGUUGUCAGUGAAAGAGCAAAUCACUAAAAAACUUCUUCUGUGGGAUCUCUAAGUUACAGAGCUGGAUACAGCUGCUGUGCUAUUUAUUUCUUGGUUUUGUAUAUAGACAACUGUCAAGUUCCUUCAACACUGAACUUUCAUCUGACUUCCACAGGACGCAAAAAGAGUUUUGUAGGAAAUGCCAGUCAUCUUCAUGCCCAAAGACCACACUUUACUAUAACUUACUCUGAGCUGUUUUAGCAAAAGAGUGUUCUGUGAAAGCCAUAUUGGAUGUUCUCAAGCCUCAUUUGCAGCAGCAUGAAUUCUGAGUGUAACUCAGCUGGUAAUACCAGUUUUAUUAUUGGCAUAAGAGUGAUAAAGAAAUUAGUGAAAUCAGUGAAAUUUCCUCAAGCUUUUGGCAUUUAGAGAACAAACUUGCAAAGUGCCUUAUUUGAAAAGAAUAUGGAAUUUUAUGCGUUAUUUUACUGUGGAGUAACUGGAGGGAGAAGAAAUUAAUUAUUUAGCUUCGGGAAGAGCCGAGUAGUUUUGAACAGUCCGAGCUUCUGUUAAAGGGUAGGUUGUGACAUGUAUCUGACAGCUUUUGCAGUAACAAAGGCAAUAAUCUAAAAAUGCAAAUAGUGGUGACUUAGGUUGGACUCUGGUAAAGCACUGAGAUACAGUUCUGUGAGCCUGAAUUCCCUUUCUCUUGAGCCAGUGGUGCUCCACGUUGGAAGCCACAGAGCAGCCUGCCCUGGUUGCUGUUCAUGGCAGCUCACCCAUGAGGAAAUACAGUUCUAGCUGAAAUCAGCAGCUGGGGUUUGGCCAUCUCAAAGCUGUUCAAAUGCACAAAUUCAUUUAACAAAUGGAAUGUCUUGUUUUUUCCUGAAGACCUUUGGCCUCUUGUGUAGUAUCUACACUGAAUGUAAGCCCAUCACAUAAGGGGGUGUGUAUGUGUGAGGUUUUGUAGCUGUUGAAGGCUUGGGUUCACUGGAAAAGUAGAAAUUCCAGCAUCCAAUUCUUGUAACUGACUUUAAUGCUGAGGAUUUGGUAGGGUCUGUUUUACCAAAAUGGAGAAAAGUCAGGGUUUACUCAUUACUGUAAAUCAGUAGUUUGAUCUUAUUUUAUAAUUGUAUUUAAGGUUAGAGCCAUAGAGAAACUUCUCAGCACUGUAAUUUUCAGUUUCUGUGUAACUGAACUGAAAAAAAAAAAGAACAAUUACAUGGGACUUAUUUGAGGGGCUCUGUUCUCUUC